AAAACGCAACAAAAGAACAAACAAAAACUUGAAAAAAAAAAUAAUUAAAAGAAACAGAAAACCUGUCUGGGAUUCGCCUUUUGUCUUCCCAGAUUCUUGGAACAGAAAAGGCGCCGAUCUUUGGACAAUCUCUGUCGGAAAGGAGGAGAUCCACAAAAGAAGAAGAAACAAAGGAAAUCCAGCAAAGAAGUCAAUAUACAUAAAAUCGUAUUCGACAAAAAUAUUAUGGGAGCGUAUAGAGCAGAAGACGAUUACGAUUACCUAUUCAAGGUGGUAUUGACGGGCGAUUCAGGCGUCGGAAAAUCGAACCUUCUAUCUCGUUUCACUCGAAACGAUUUCAGCAACGAUUCUCGUUCCACCAUUGGCGUGGAAUUCGCCACUCGUAGCAUCCAAGUCGACGACAAGAUCGUCAAGGCUCAGAUUUGGGACACUGCAGGUCAAGAAAGGUAUCGAGCCAUCACGAGCGCUUACUACAGAGGAGCCGUAGGGGCAUUGCUCGUGUACGACGUGACCAGACACGUCACGUUCGAGAACGUGGAGAGAUGGCUGAAGGAGCUUAGGGACCAUACCGACGCGAACAUCGUCAUCAUGCUCGUCGGCAACAAAGCCGAUCUCCGUCACCUCCGCGCCAUCUCGACGGAAGAGGCCAAGUCAUUUGCCGAGAGAGAGAACACUUUUUUCAUGGAGACUUCCGCCCUCGAGGCAGUGAACGUAGACAACGCUUUCACCGAGGUUCUAACUCAGAUCUACCGGGUCGUUAGCAAGAAAGCUCUUGAAGCUGGCGAUGAUCCGACAACUGCUUUGCCUAAAGGGCAGAUGAUUAAUGUUGGAAGCCGAGACGAUGUCUCCGCCGUCAAGAAAACUGGCUGCUGUUCUGCGUAAUAGUCUCUCUCUCCCUCUCCCUCUCCCUUCCGAUCUCUGCUCUGUGUAUUUUGAAUUAUUGAAUGCAUGCGAUUUGUAAGUGU
Molecule: messenger RNA, 965 nt
Organism: Tarenaya hassleriana
Lineage: Eukaryota; Viridiplantae; Streptophyta; Magnoliopsida; Brassicales; Cleomaceae
Product: ras-related protein RABA1i
Exons: 2
Coding region: 226-882 (218 amino acids)
Cellular component (GO): endosome
Molecular function (GO): GTPase activity; GTP binding
Source: RefSeq, a predicted model, not a curated record